Molecule: messenger RNA, 1802 nt
Organism: Humulus lupulus (European hop)
Lineage: Eukaryota; Viridiplantae; Streptophyta; Magnoliopsida; Rosales; Cannabaceae
Product: ammonium transporter 1 member 2-like
Exons: 1
Coding region: 54-1655 (533 amino acids)
Biological process (GO): ammonium transmembrane transport; ammonium homeostasis
Cellular component (GO): membrane
Molecular function (GO): ammonium channel activity
Source: RefSeq, a predicted model, not a curated record
CAGAAGAAGAAAAAAAUUCCAUAUCUCUCUGAAAAUAAUCUUCACACACCACCAUGGCUUCCCUAACCUGUUCGGUCUCCGACCUAUCAUCUCUCCUCAGCUCCGGCGCCGCCACAAACAAUUCUAACGCGGCAGCUGCACAGUUUCUCUGCGGCCAACUCAACGCAGUAUCAGCACAGCUGACUGCAACCACCUACGCCAUAGACAACACCUACCUUCUCUUCUCAGCCUACCUUGUCUUUGCCAUGCAGCUCGGCUUCGCCAUGCUAUGCGCCGGCUCAGUCCGAGCCAAGAACACCAUGAACAUAAUGCUCACCAACGUACUCGACGCAGCAGCUGGUGGCUUAUCCUAUUACCUCUUCGGCUUCGCUUUCGCCUUCGGCUCACCCUCCAACGGCUUCAUCGGCCGCCACUUCUUCGGACUAAAGUCCUUCCCUUCCCCCGCCGGAGACUACAGCUUCUUCCUCUACCAGUGGGCCUUCGCCAUAGCAGCCGCCGGUAUCACCAGCGGCUCUAUCGCCGAGAGAACUCAGUUCGUCGCUUACCUUUUAUACUCCACCUUCUUAACCGGCUUUGUCUACCCCGUAGUCUCCCACUGGUUCUGGUCUCCAGACGGGUGGGCCAGUCCGACCCGACCCGGACAGGACUUCUUAUUCGGAUCGGGCGCAAUCGACUUCGCGGGUUCGGGCGUGGUCCACAUGGUUGGAGGAAUAGCCGGGUUAUGGGGAGCCUUCAUCGAAGGUCCAAGACUCGGACGGUUCGACCGGUCGGGUCGGUCUGUUGUGCUACGGGGCCACAGCGCGUCGCUUGUGGUUCUCGGGUCUUUCCUUCUAUGGUUCGGAUGGUACGGGUUCAACCCGGGUUCUUUCCUUACCAUCGUGAAGAGCUACGGUACGGACCAGACUUUCUACGGACAAUGGAGCGCGAUUGGGAGGACAGCUGUCACGACGACAUUGGCUGGCUCAACAGCUGCACUGACCACUUUAUUCGGAAAACGAUUACUGGUCGGUCACUGGAACGUACUCGACGUGUGCAACGGCCUCCUGGGCGGCUUCGCCGCCAUAACAUCGGGAUGUUCGGUGGUGGAGCCGUGGGCGGCGAUCGUCUGCGGCUUCGUGGCUUCAUGGGUUCUAAUCGGCUUCAACAAGCUAGCCGAGAAGCUGAAAUACGACGACCCGUUGGAGGCGGCUCAGCUGCACGGAGGGUGCGGCGCGUGGGGUUUGAUAUUCACGGGGCUGUUCGCAACGAAACAGUACGUGGCGGAGGUUUACUCCGGCGGACCCGCGGACAGGCCGUACGGGCUGUUGAUGGGCGGAGGAGGGAGGCUGCUGGCGGCGCAAGUGGUUCAGGUGUUGGUGGUGGCGGGGUGGGUGACGGCGACGAUGGGCCCACUGUUUUACGGUUUGAAGAAACUGAAGCUGUUGAGGAUAUCGGAAGAUGAUGAGACGGCCGGUUUGGAUUUGACGAGGCAUGGUGGGUUUGCUUAUGUGUACCACGACGAAGAUCCUUCCAUUAAACCUGAUCAUCAUCAUCAUCAAUUUAUGAUGAGCAAGAUCGAGCCAACCAACUCGAAUUUCAUGAGUCCAGCCAACAAUUCUAAUAACACUGAUGAUAAUAGUAACCAUGGACCAUCUUCCACCACCAUUAAUGUCUAGGAAAUUCUAUUCUAUAAAAAAGGUCUGCGUUUUUUUUUUCUUUUGGAAAUCAAAAAUUGAUGAUGGUACGUGUCAAUAUUUUUGUGGUUUUCCAUUGAGAAUAUGUUUAAAAUUAAUAAUAUAUUUUUGAGGUUAAUUGUUUAUAAA